AUGUCUACAGAACGACUGAUUUUGAGGUUCGGCUUCGAUUCAACCAGCAGUUUUGUGGCGGCAGAGAACGAUGACGAGCACAUACCCUGUAAACUAGUAGCAAAAGUACAAAGACUAAAGUCUGGAAGGCGGAUAAUCACGAUUCUUGGCCCUGUGGUCAACUACUUUUCAUACACUCACCCAGCAGAUUUUAUGCACAUUAGCACGCAGCCAAUUGUUGCCGGUCAACUCGCUGGAGAAUGCACGUUUCCAGAGCUCUCUGGAAUUCCUCCGCCGAUUUUUACGAAAAUUGACAAGAUUGAUCACCUCUUCAACAAGGCUGCCGCCAGCAGUUUGGCGUCUGGAAAGCUCAGAAAGGACAAUGCUACUUCGACUUUCAACGCUGUUGCUCGUUUUGAAGACACGACCAUACCUUCCUCUCCAGUUUCUUCAUUCUUACUUCCUGCGCCAGACACGGUUCUGAUGGAUUACCUAAAGAAGCUGCUGGACAGAAGACCGCUGUGGCUUAGGAGUUCAAUGGACGAGUUUUUGCCGGCAGAGUUUUCAAAUUGGAAAAAGAGGACCGCAUUUUCCAGAGUCUGCUACUUAUUUUCAGAUGGCCCAUGGAGAGGCUGCAUGUGCAGACUUGGAUACGACCCUAGAAAGGAUCCAGAGGCUCGCAUUUAUCAGACCAUAGACUUUCGUGAUCCUCAUUAUCGCAGCAUUGAUUGGAAGACCGGGAAACGCUCAAGUUCGACUCAAGAGCCGUCGAGUUUGGACAAGAGUUCGCAGGACUUUGAAAAGACAUAUGGCGAAUUCUCAAAGGAUGUGCUUCGACCGAAUCCAGAAGUUCAUUUUCUCGUGGCUCCAACUCGUCCGUCACAGUUGUAUCAACUGUGUGACAUUUGCGACGCUGGAAUACAGAACAUCGUACAGGGCACCGAUGACCAAAAGAGGAGCUCAAAGAUGGAGUGCUCAAAGGCAACAGGUUAG
Theileria equi strain WA is the source of this 972-nucleotide messenger RNA. RefSeq lists its product as hypothetical. The record is from RefSeq and is a predicted model, not a curated record. Gene Ontology annotation, biological process: transcription initiation at RNA polymerase III promoter. Lineage: Eukaryota; Apicomplexa; Aconoidasida; Piroplasmida; Theileriidae. Bases 1 to 972 code for a protein of 323 amino acids. The transcript is spliced from 3 exons. Gene Ontology annotation, cellular component: transcription factor TFIIIC complex.